Messenger RNA from Rhizophagus irregularis DAOM 181602=DAOM 197198, 258 nucleotides. The record is from RefSeq and is a predicted model, not a curated record. Lineage: Eukaryota; Fungi; Glomeromycota; Glomeromycetes; Glomerales; Glomeraceae.
UUACUAAAUGUUAAAAAAAAAAAAAACUUUAAACCCUACUUUUCUUUCUGGUGCUCUAUUAUAUUUGUGGUCUUUCUAAUACACCACCACCACCAGUUACUAAUUGACGAUAAAAAAUAUUUCCGCGUUAUAUUCACCCUAUAUACCAUCUUUUACAUUCUUUCUCUCCUCUCGACUUAUCUUCUUCGCGGAAAUCAUAGAGUACAACCGUUUCGACUAAUCCAACCAAAUUCCUCACGAUAUAUACAUAAUGGGCGG